This is a messenger RNA of Naegleria gruberi, 981 nucleotides long. RefSeq lists its product as uncharacterized. The record is from RefSeq and is a predicted model, not a curated record. Bases 1 to 981 code for a protein of 326 amino acids. The transcript has a single exon. NCBI's taxonomy places the organism in Eukaryota, Heterolobosea, Eutetramitea, Acrasida, Naegleriidae.
AUGUUUGUCUGGUUUGGUUCUUCAACAGCACGUUUCCAUAUAGUUGACCUUGAGAGAAAAUCCGAUGAAUUUAAAGAUAUUAUGGUCAAUAUUCAACAUUCAACAUUUAAUCUAGUCCAAAAUGAUACCAUUCUUCAAUUUGGAUCACAAGCUAGUUUAACCUGUCAGGUGAAUAUUGGAUUAUUUUCUUCUGUUAGUCAAUCGGUCAUAUCCUAUGGCUGUUACAAGUGGAUUCAAUAUGUUCGUGGAUAUUCAUUUGCAUUUUCAGAGGAGAAUAAUUGCACUCGUAUCACAUUACAUAGUCAUGCAUUGACAGUAAUUCUGGAAAGGAGUGAAAUUCCCUAUCCAUCAGAUACUUUCCAAUAUAAUUUUCUGUAUCAUGAUGAUUCGAAUUGGUUUUCCACAAAUCCAGAUCCAAGCACUGAAUUAUUUGUCAAGUUUAGAAAUGCAACUCAAAUUGAACCAACCACUAACAGAUAUGAUAUUCUCACAGCCAACUAUGAAAUGAUUAUUCAGAAAACUUCACGUGAUGAAUGCAAAGGAGCUGCUGCUCAAAUCAAAGGUCAACUGGAAAUCUUUACAAAAUUCUCAGUAAUGAGCUACAAGAUGGAAAGUUGCAUCGAAGGAAGUCAAAACUCCAAAUGCAAACUCUGCCAAAACAGCCAUUACAUCCACUCACUCUACGGAGAUUUAAACAUCAUGAUGAAUGGCACAACCUUCUCCGUACAGGACUAUCCCACCUUUAGGAGGGGAAUUUCUCCACAUCCAUUCCAUCCAAUUGUUGGAAAAUCCUCUCAGAAUCAUCCUCCCAGAGGUCUAUCAUCACUUUUGGAGGAGGAGGAAAAUCUGGCCAUCAUUAUAUGUGCUACCAUUGGUGGGGUGUUGAUGGUUUUGGCAACUUCGAUUGCUGUGGUGGGAAUUAUUUAUGUGAGCAGAAGAAGAAGUGAGAUGAGAAGACCUGCCUACGUCCCACUCAAGUAA